AUGAGUAAACGUAGUAGUGACAAGAUGCAAGACAUAAAUAAGGGAACUUGGUCUAAAGAAGAAGACACAAGGCUUAUAAACUAUGUUACCACACAUGGGGAAGGGUGCUGGCGCACUCUUCCUCAGGCUGCAGGGCUACUUCGUAGCGGUAAGAGUUGUAGGCAAAGAUGGUUUAACUACUUAAGGCCUGACCUUAAGAAAGGAAAUUUUGGUGAAGAUGAGGAUGAUCUCAUCGUUAGGCUUCAUGCUUUACUAGGAAACAGGUGGUCGUUGAUUGCUGGGAGACUUCCAGGGCGUACAGAUAAUCAGAUAAAGAACUAUUGGAACUCACACUUGAGGAAAAAACUUGUAGAAAUGGGAAUCGAUCCUGAUAAUCAUCGUUUACCUCAAAGUUUCUUGGGUAGCCAUGUAACAAAAUCACAUGUUGGAAAUGAGGAUGAACUUGAUUCUGGAGGUUAUAUUGGUAACUUGGAUGAAAAUGAUCAAUGUUGUUCCAGUACCGGACCGAUAUGA
Erigeron canadensis is the source of this 513-nucleotide messenger RNA. RefSeq names its product MYB-like transcription factor 4. NCBI's taxonomy places the organism in Eukaryota, Viridiplantae, Streptophyta, Magnoliopsida, Asterales, Asteraceae. The record is from RefSeq and is a predicted model, not a curated record. The coding region runs from base 1 to 513 and encodes 170 amino acids. The transcript is spliced from 3 exons.